AUGUUCGCAAAUGAUACAAGUAUUAGUUAUGCGUCCGACUCGGCCAAAGAGCUCCAAAAUGUCAUUAACACCGAAUUGAAAGGUGUAAGCGAUUGGCUAACCACUAAUAAACUAAGCUUAAAUAUUGUAAAAACAGAAUUCAUGGUAGUUGGAUCUAGACGGAGAAUAAAAACAGUAAAUAAUGAAAUAGAUAUUGAGAUAAACGGUAAUAUGGUAAACCAAGUUACUUCGGUAAAUUCUCUGGGUGUCCAUCUUGAUAAUCACCUUAUGUGGUCUGAGCAUACUGAUAAACUAAGUAAAAAAAUUGCUUCAGCCAUAGGAGCUUUAAAACGU
Molecule: messenger RNA, 333 nt
Organism: Paramuricea clavata
Lineage: Eukaryota; Metazoa; Cnidaria; Anthozoa; Malacalcyonacea; Plexauridae
Source: the annotation of a GenBank genome assembly